Staurois parvus is the source of this 343-nucleotide messenger RNA. NCBI's taxonomy places the organism in Eukaryota, Metazoa, Chordata, Amphibia, Anura, Ranidae. The record is from the annotation of a GenBank genome assembly.
UUAUAAAUGGCCUCCCCGCCUCCUGCUUGUGCGCGCUCCCUGGGAGCGUGCAGCACUGCGAUCCGGUGCCAGCUGUGUCCUCCGGACACAGUGGCACACCGAUCAUUGGACGGGACCUCUGUACGAGGUCCCGAUCAUGUGAUCACUGAUUGGCCAAUCAGUGAUCAGAUGAAGAGUAGUGAAUGAUCACAGAGGUCACAUACCUUGUACCAUAUGACAAGCUGUGACCAAUCACAGCUCUCACAGUAGUUCUCAAUGGCUGCAGGAAUGCACCCUGAGAGAAUGAUAAAUGAUUGCUUUUACAGCCUUUAUGGGUGUAAAAGCAAUCAGUGUAAAACAAAAA